CUUCGUUCCGUUGCCACCGUGGUACGAUUGCGUGUGGAGCAAAACAAACUCAAAUAAAAACAACCCUCAGCAGGCGGCGAGCCAUCACUUCAUCUUGUUGAUUGUCACCGGUUGUACGGCGUUUGUGCCAUUUCUUUCUUUUAUCUGCAAUUAUUUGCUGUUUCAAAAUUUAACGUGAUAAAGCCACAUAAACCAAACGAGUUGUGGUCGGUGCAAUUGGUGUGGUAGAGACGCGCGGAAGAGAAGGCUGUUUACUGUUCAUCCUCAAUUUGCCCUGAUAGCGAUGAGUUCCAGCAGUGCCGAGGGAAACGGUUCCCCCGAUAAUAACAAUAGCCGACCGUCGGGGGCUUCAGUUACAAUUAAGUCAAUAGACAGCAAAGUCGAACAGCGUGGUUCAGUGACGGAAAGCUACGAAAUGGUCGAUACCGGCAAGAGCGCCCCGCCAGUCACCUUAACCGUGGACGGUUUCGGCACAGUGAAGCAUCCCAAGACCGGUGCCACUGAAACGGUGAAACGUUUCACCUGGCAGAACACCGAUGGCAUAUCGGUGCAGGUCAUUUCGUACGGGGCCAUCAUCACCGUGAUGAAGGUGCCCGAUCGCAACGGUCGGGUUGAUGAUGUGGUGCUAGGUUUCGACGACAUUCCCGGCUAUCAGACACCGAACAAUCCGUACUUCGGUGCUACCAUCGGGCGCAUCGCGAACCGAGUUGGUGGUGGCAGAUUCACCCUCAACGGGCAGGAGUUUCAGGUGACGAAGAAUUUCGACAAGCGGCACCAGCUGCACGGCGGAAAGAUUGGGUUCGACAAGUACAACUGGGAGGCGUUCGUGGAUGGGACGGCUGUAACGCUUACCCACACAUCCCCCGACGGUGACGAGGGAUAUCCCGGUGCGGUGAUGGUCAGCGUUCGGUACGAGCUGAAGGCGGACAAUCGAUUCGAGGCGCUCUUCAAGGCUGCUUCGACAAAGCCAACGCCCAUCAAUCUCACGAACCAUUCCUACUUUAACCUGGCCGGUCAUGCAACCGGGCACGAGGAAAUCUAUCGCCACGUAGUGAGCAUCAAUGCAGAUAAGAUUACCGACACCGAUGUCGAUUCGAUUCCGAGUGGCAAAUUCAUCUGCGUCGGCGGCACACCAUACGAUCUGCGCAUACCGCGCGAACUCGGCCCUGCAAUGGCCAAAACCGUGGGCAAGGGCUUCGACGAUAACUUCUGCCUUACGAAGGGCACCGAACAGGGCCGCACGUUUACCGCACGCGUGAUCCAUCCGCACAGUGGGCGCGUGCUGGAGGUGUACACCGACCAGCCAGGCGUGCAAUUUUACACCAGCAACUUUAUGCCGGAUCCCAACAAGAAUAUUAAUCCGAAACCGGUCAACGCUCCGGAAUACUACGAGGUGACUCGCCUCGAACCGCUCAUCCCCGAGGGAGCGGCUGAUCCUCCAAUUCGCGGUAAAGGUGGCGCAAAGUACUGCAAGCAUGGUGCCUUCUGUUUGGAAACGCAAAAUUUCCCUGACGCGAUCAACCAGCCCAACUUCCCGUCGGCCGUACUAAACCCGGGCGCACAGUACGUGCAUGAGGUAGUGUAUAAAUUUGACGUACUUCGUGACUAAUAUGUAAUGAAAGAAAGCAAAAAACCCAAGCUAUGUCGGAUAUCUAUAGAAAAGGUUUCCUAACAUAAAGAGGAUGGAUGGUUUAAAUCAAUCCAGUAUAUUGUCAUAUCAAUAAAAAAUAUUUU
This is a messenger RNA of Anopheles arabiensis, 1734 nucleotides long. Its product is annotated as galactose mutarotase. Lineage: Eukaryota; Metazoa; Arthropoda; Insecta; Diptera; Culicidae. The transcript has 3 exons. Gene Ontology annotation, molecular function: aldose 1-epimerase activity; carbohydrate binding. Gene Ontology annotation, biological process: glucose metabolic process; beta-D-galactose catabolic process via UDP-galactose, Leloir pathway. Bases 284 to 1609 code for a protein of 441 amino acids. The record is from RefSeq and is a predicted model, not a curated record.